Molecule: messenger RNA, 2347 nt
Organism: Saccoglossus kowalevskii
Lineage: Eukaryota; Metazoa; Hemichordata; Enteropneusta; Harrimaniidae
Product: cyclin-F-like
Molecular function (GO): protein binding
Source: RefSeq, a predicted model, not a curated record
UAACUCAACGGAUCGUUGUGUUGGCGUCUUCUAUAUAUUCAUCCGACUCUGUCCUUCCUUUCAACUUCAGAAUUUCUCAGGGAUUAUAAUGAGAGAGAUGAGAAGAAAUCGCACUCGUCGUAGAGUGGUUAAAAGCAAUUGUAAUGUAUGGUGUCUACCAGAGGAAGUUUUAGUUUUGCUUGUAAAGGGGCUUCCAGCAAAAGACUUGUUAUCAAUGCGUGCAGUCCAUUCCAAAUUCAGAAAUAUCAUAGACACGAAUCCGUCCAUAUGGUCAACAGUUAAUUUUCGAGGAGAAUGGCCAUCACCAGGAAACCACCAACACUUUGAAAGGGCGGCAGAGCAUGGAAAUAUUGAAGCAAUCAUUAAAAUGGGCGUAGCUUACUUGUACAAUGAAGGAAUAACAGUUGCCGAACAUGGGAAAGCCGACAACAACAGUAGCCAGACAUCCAAAUAUUUUUGUCAAGCAGAAGAGUUGAGUGGGUCACCAUUUACGUGGCUGUUUAUCCGUCCUCCAUGGUCCGCCAGCGGUACUUGCUGUAAAGCAAUGGUUUUUAACAAUAUGAAAAAUCACUGCAAACAGAAGCAGUCGUCUAGCAAAUCAACAAUGUAUUGUAUUGCUAAAAUUCUAAGCUUAUUUGAUGAUGAAGUGAAACAGAAAGAAGCUGUAGAAUGGUACCAAGAGGCGUCCAAUCAGGGAUCAUCGUAUGCUGCUUUAGUUGCCUGGGAAAGUUUACAAAGUCAAGACUUUUCAGAUCCAGGUAGCAGUUUACACAGUAUUAGGCAACUCCGGGAAUGUGCAAAGUCUAAUUGUAUUGAUGCAAAGCUUGCCCUUUUUAAACAUUACGCUAAAGGUCAGUUUGGUGGGUUGUGUAAAGAGCAGGUGUGUGAGACUGUUUUUCAGUUUGUUUUGGAGUCCAGAUCCACCAACACGCAUCGCAUGUUUGAAUUCCAGUCAGGACUUAAUACAAGUAUGAGGUACAUAUUGGUUGAUUGGUUAGUGGAAGUCACAGGUAUGAAAGAUUUUUCCAAUCUCACCUUGCACACUGCUGUGAGGUGUAUAGAUAGAUAUUUAAUGUUACAACCAACAACCAGAGCCAAUUUACAAUUACUAGGGAUAUCUGCUAUGGUUAUAUGCUCCAGGCUUUUAGAAAAAGACAUUGUAACAAUACGAGAAGCUGCGUGGUUGACAGAUGGCACCUAUUCUUAUGAGGAAGUAGUAAGAAUGAUGGGAGAAAUUGUAGCAGUCUUGCAUGGUCAGAUCAGGAUUCCCACAGUACUAGAUUACUUACAUUUGUUCUGUGACUUGGCAGCUGUUGACAAACAAACGGAAUGCCUAGCAAUGUUUAUAACAGAGAUGACAUUACUUCACGUUGAGUUUGGCUUGUUCACUGUGGCGAACUUGGCCGCUAGCGCUGUGUUCCUUGCUAGGGUGCUACUUCUCCAAGAUUUCCCAUGGCCAAAUCAUAUGGUGGAUUUUACAUUCUUUACAGUGGAUGACAUCACACCUUGUGCUUUACUGUUGUUUAGAAAAUGUUUUGUUGAGCCAUCUUUGACAGACCAUAGAGAUGUCACAUUGAUGGCAGUGAAGCAAAGAUACUCAGAGGAAAAUCGUCUGGAAGUUGCUAAAAUUGAGGUGAUGGACUACACAGAGUUGUGUAACUUGCUUGGUGCACGUCCUGUAACGGAAUGUGACGAUUCCUUGACUACAUCUACGGAUCAAGAACAGUGCAAGAUGGACUUCCUCUCACCAAAUAAAGAUAGGAUGGACCAAUCAGAGUUGAGCAAAGAUCGUGACAGCAUGGUUGUCACACCAAUCGUAGAAUUAUCUGAGAGUUGCCAUGAGAACAGUAUAUCUUGUAAUGAAUUGGGCAAUGCUAGUUUUGACUCUGUUGGUACUGGUUAUGAAGGUGAUAGAGAGAGUGAAGGAGAAAUGGAAGUAGAAAUAGAGGAUGAAGAUUGGUCAAUGGAGAUCGCUGAAAAUAUUGAAAGACCUAAGGGUAUAUCAGCACGGCUAUCUCAAGAGACAUUCAGUGCAAUAGUUUCCGUGGAUACAUUAAAGUACAAACAUUCAUCAGCUGAGACCAGUAACAGUGAUACAGCAUCUGCUUCGUUUUUGCGCAAUGAUGGCAAGUCAAAGAUGAAACCACCAAGUUCUGCAAGGGCAUACCGGAUCAAUUCUGGUGGCAAACUUUCUCCAUGUAAAAAUUCUGUCUUGAGGCCAGUGCAGAAUGUUUAUGCAGGGAGGCUCAGAGGACAUAGUAAAAAUGUACCACAUAAAAAUGUGUCCAGAAGACAGAAGUUCCAUAAUAACAGUAUUGAAAACAGUCAGCUUCACAAACUCAGGUGA